CGACGUCGUCUUGGCCAAUUGUCUGACUGAGCCUUCGAUAGGGUUUAUUCUCCACAGAUGCCCUCGGAGAAAAAUUGAAAUCAAUUUCCGCAUUCGACAUGGCUUGGAGACAGAUCCUGUGGUGGAGUGGAAGAUUAUCCUCCGCCUCAGCACAUUCAAUUUCUGUGCCUGGUGUUGCAAAGUAUUCCUCCAAAUCCAGCCAUUAUAUCGUGAAAGUUGGUAUACCGGAGUUCUUGAAUGGAAUUGGGAAGGGAUUGGAGAAUCAUGUGGAAAAACUUGAAUCUGAGAUUGGGGACCUGCACAAGCUUCUCGUCACUCGAACCAUCAAGCUCAAGAGACUAGGAAUCCCUUGCAAGGAUAGAAAGCUGAUACUGAAGUAUGCCCACAAGUACCGGCUUGGGUUGUGGAGGCCAAGAGCUGAGCCUCUAAAAUCUUGAUGGGUGGGCAAUGUUUGGAUGUGGUGAGUUAGAUUCUGUUAGGAAGUGUUUGGUGUUUGUAAAAUUGUAUUGGAAAGUGCCAUUUGUUUGCAAACGAGCAAACCUGGGAUUUGAUUUUGGUUCUUUGUUGCUGUCUCAGUCUAGUAUCAUUUCUGAAUGAUUAAUAAUUCCAAAGGGCUUUAACCUUUUCAAACAUCUUUUACUUUUUAUUUUUGGCUCUGCAUUGUGUCUAAUAUCUAAGCUCAAUCGCGUUAUUAAUGGAUAUUAAAAAUUUUAUAAA
Messenger RNA from Striga asiatica, 717 nucleotides. Lineage: Eukaryota; Viridiplantae; Streptophyta; Magnoliopsida; Lamiales; Orobanchaceae. The record is from the annotation of a GenBank genome assembly.